UGUGGAAAGAGAGGGAUCGCCAUCAGCUUGGACUUCCAGGGACCUUUCUUUUCAGGAAGAAAUUUAAUAUUAAUUAGAAACGCCUCUAGAAGAUUCACUACUGCAUUGUAGACAGGGUGCAAACCCAGGAAGGACCGGGAUGGGAAUCCUAUAUUCUGAGCCCAUCUGCCAGGCAGCCUACCAGAACGACUUGGGGCAAGUGUGGCGCUGGGUGAAAGAAAGCAACCAUUAUGUGGAUAUUCAAGAUGGCUUCAAUGGCGAUACUCCCCUCAUCUGUGCCUGUAGGCGGGGGCACCUGAGAAUUGUCUCCUUCCUUUUAAGGAGAAAUGCUGACGUCAACCUCAAAAACUUGAAGGGGAGAACCUGCUUGCACUACGCUGUGAAGAAGAGAUUUACCUUCUUUGAUUAUCUGCUCAUUAUUCUUUUGAUGCCUGUUUUGCUAAUUGGAUAUUUCCUCAUGAUAUCAAAGACAAAACAGAAUGAGACUCUUGUACGGAUGCUCCUCAAUGCUGGGGUUGAAGUUAAUGCUACUGACUGCUACGGCUACACCGCCCUGCACUAUGCCUGCCAGAUGAAAAACCAGACUCUCAUCCCUCUGCUUCUGGAAGCCCGUGCAGACCCCACGAUAAAGAACAAGCAUGGUGAGAGUUCACUGGAUAUCGCACAGAGACUAAAAUUUUCCCAGAUUGCAAUAAUGCUAAAGAAAGCCUCAUAGCCCUGUGGCUUCUCAUGUGGUGACAGAGACA
Molecule: messenger RNA, 746 nt
Organism: Grammomys surdaster
Lineage: Eukaryota; Metazoa; Chordata; Mammalia; Rodentia; Muridae
Gene: Ankrd22
Product: ankyrin repeat domain 22
Exons: 6
Coding region: 140-715 (191 amino acids)
Molecular function (GO): protein binding
Source: RefSeq, a predicted model, not a curated record